This is a messenger RNA of Dicentrarchus labrax (European seabass), 13246 nucleotides long. It is a transcript of the gene pkhd1l1.1, whose product is annotated as PKHD1 like 1, tandem duplicate 1. Bases 142 to 12798 code for a protein of 4218 amino acids. The record is from RefSeq and is a predicted model, not a curated record. NCBI's taxonomy places the organism in Eukaryota, Metazoa, Chordata, Actinopteri, Moronidae. The transcript is spliced from 77 exons.
GGUGCUCUGUGGCGCAUGCACUGUUUGUCCUCUACCUCUCCGAACACCUGAGUCAUUUAACAAGCAAACGGCGUUUUCAACAGAGCAUUCAUCACAGCAGAUUGCAGGUGAGGCAGCAGGGAAGUCUGGGAAAUCUCCAGGAUGGAGUCCCAGUUGAAGCCGGCGGCUCUCCUCCUGGCUCUGUGGUGCUGCUGCAGUGCUCAACGCGUUAACUACAUAUGGCCACAUCGAGGAAGCGUCAAUGGAGCAACACGACUCACCAUCAAUGGCGACGGUUUUGCUCAGGAAAAACAAUUCCAGCUGAAUCCAAAAGACGACACAUUUGGCAACCGUGUGACCCUGGUGUCAGACACCCGGUCAGUCCCCUGUGAGGUGGAGAGAGACUCAACACACGGCAACCAGAUCCUGUGUUACACCAGUGCCAUGCCGUCUGAUCAAUAUGUGGUCCGUGUCAGCGUGGACGGUGUUCCUAUUCCUGACAGCAAUAUAUGCCGUGGUGCUUACAAAUCAUACCAUUGCAGCAUAUAUACUGUCUGGUACCGCACACCUACCAUCUCCACUCUGAGUCCAGUCACUGGUCCCCCAGGCACCUUGGUGACACUGCGAGGACGGACCUUCAGUGAUGUGUAUGGAAGCAACACCGACAAGAGCUCCAAUGGCCUCGACGUCAGAUUUCUGAGAUCCUACAUGGGAGGGAUGCCAUGCGAGUUGCUUAAACCGGAGUCAGAUGAACUGUAUAACCUACAACUGGACUCUGAAACUUCUCAGUGGGGAUACAUGAGCUGCAAAAUGACGGGGACGUAUGUUGGGCAUCACAACUUGAGUUACAUUCUCGAUAACGAUUUUGGAAGGAGUCUGACAGACAAGAAGCUUUACAGAGUUUCAUCUUUGGAAAAACUCUCUAUGUUUCAGACCUUUGCAGAGGUGACAGGAGUCUCACCAUCCAACGGUAGCGUCAUGGGUGGAACCCUGCUGACCGUCCACGGCCGCUUCUUCGACCAAACCGAUCUCCCAGCACGUGUUCUCGUCGGAGGCCUGCCUUGUGAAAUCCAGAGUGUGUCCAAUGACAGAAUAACGUGCAGGACUGCCAAACACGAUAUGGACAAAAACAUGACAGUCUACCCAGGUGGAAGAGGCUUGAAGAUGGAGGUGUGGAACGACACAAGACCCAGAUACCUGACUGACAUUCGCAACUACAAUGACAACACAACGGGAUAUUGGGCACAGUGGAUCGACUCCAUGCCGCACAUCUUUCCUUUUGAAUUGGAUUUGAUCAGCACUCGAACCAGAGGCUUCUUCGUCCCUCCAAAGAGCGCCAACUACACUAUUUACUUCCACUGUGAUGACCGAUGUGAGCUCUACUUCAGCAACUCAAGCCGCCCAGAGGAUAUGGUUAAAAUUGCGUUUCAACCAUAUUAUGUCGCAGACUACACAAAACUGGUAUCACAAAAGUCUGAAGUAAUGGCUCUAGAGAAAGGAAAACCCUACUACUUGGAAAUCCUGCAUCAAGAGUAUGGCGGUCAAGCUCGUGUCAACGUUGCCCUGUUCAAAGGGGAGAGCCCCUUUACUGAAGACCAGACGGACGAUGCUGUCAAUGAGGUUCAGAAUAUCGUGAUUGAAUAUGAGGUGUUCGAUGAGGAACUGGCAGUGACCUUUGAAUCGUGGCCCAGCAGUGCCGCCGCAGUCAAAGAGGUGCAGAAAGUUACCGUCAGCAGCAACUGUGCCAGCCAUCUUUGUGGGAGUACCUUCUUCAGCCUGGGCUAUGGAGAAGCAAUGACUGGACCAAUUCCAGUCAGUGCCUCAGCAAUUAUAGUGGAAGCAGCCUUGAACAGCCUUUGGUCCAUCAAACCCGACACAGUUAAGGUCACCAAACAGUCCGAUGGCCAAGGAUCGCACUACAUAGUCACAUUCAACUCUGACAGAGGGGAUUUCAAACCUCUUCGCUCUGAGGUUUUUGGCUCCGACACCAACGUCACUGUUGCUGAGGUUACAAAGGGAACAAGCAACAUGAAGACCUUCACUUUGGUCUGGGGGGGAAUCCCUACAAAGCCCAUCACCUUCAAUGCAACUGAGUCUGAGGUGCAGUCGGCCCUGCAGGACAUGAUGAAAGCCGAGUGCCCCGGAGAGAUCUUGACAACGGAAGGGACUAAUGUGAAAUACUUCAAUGACUUUGAAAAUGAUAUCUCUCAGUUCGAUACUGCUGAAGAAGGGACUCCAGUGAACAACUCUGGUUUCUGCGGUCAAUGGUCGCUGAAGAACGCUGUGGUUCUUUUCAAGGAAAGUUACAACAAAGAGUCUGGUGAUGCCUACGGACCAGUUUCAUUGGAUGAUCAUUCGACGCUUUGCUUUGCAUACAAGGGAAUGCUGAAGGAUGAAGUUGGAAUGAAGUUCACUUACCGCAGCAGCGAUGGCCAAACCAAGACAGAGACAGCAAAGAUCAACACGGUCUUCAAUAAGGGCCACAAAUGGAGUUACACAUGCAUGGACCUGCAGAGUUCCCUGCAGACAGAAUACAUUGGGAGCAAAUACAGUCUGCUGGAGCUUUACCUCUACAAAGACGAGUCUGGUGAUUUCUAUGUGGAUGCCGUUUACAUUGGAAAGACGCCCACCACAAGUGAUGUGAACGUUGUUCCCCACAAGAGGAGGCCUCCUCCUUUUGAGAGCUCUGGUCAUUCCUUCGAGGUGUUUUCUAUUACCAAAGACACAUCAACUGGUUCACAGAUCAGCUACAAAAUCAAAGCCAUGGCGGUAGAUUGUGGCUUUGGGUUCCCGCUGCUAGAAGUUGGCUUCCUGCAGAUGUCCAACAGCAGCGAGGAUAUGGCUGAGUUCAGGGAAGGAGCAGCCACCGUCACCAUCACUCGCCCUCACAGAGCCACCCCUCCUCUGAACGGCACCUUUGAUGUGGAGAUUUAUGGAGGCCGAGCUGAAGGUCUGUCAGUGGACAUCAGCGAGGAGGACCUGAAGUACGCCCUGGAGGGAAUUGCGGGGAUGGGUCAGGUCAGCGUUAAAUAUCAGGGAAGCUGCAGACGCCCCAAGUGGAGGGUCGAGUGGCUCACUAAACCCGGAGACCAGCCUCUGAUGCAGCUUAGCGGCUCGUCCAUUGUCGGCAAAAACGUAGAUGUUUUCGCCCAGGAGAAAAAGAAGGGAGGAUUGUUGUUCAGAGGCCUCUUAGGAGAUUUCUUCCGUGUCGGGGAAACCAAACCACAGGUGGAGGUUUACAUCAAUGGCAUUCCCUCAAAGUGUUCUGGUGCCUGCGGGUUUGAAUGGUCUGAGGACGCAACUCCAGUUGUGACUGGAAUCAGCCCAUCUCAAGGAUCUAAUGGACUUGGGACUCUUUUGACUGUUACUGGAACUGGCUUCCGUAGUGAAAAUGCCUCCAUCUUUGUGGGAAAGGCCAGGUGUGAUGUUGAACAGAUCACCGCAACCACUCAGGUGUGCAGACUGGGCAGCGCCAGUGCUGGUACCUACCCGGUGUCGGUCAGCUUCCCCUCUCUGGGUAAUUCUCGCUACCCAGACGGCAACAUGUUCCACUUCACCUACCAGCUCAUUGUUUCCUCUUUCUCUCCGCUCUCUGGAAGUGUGGCAGGAGGCACACUGCUGACAGUGAGUGGUUUCGGCUUCGGCCAGAACACCACAGUUACUGUUGGCAGCGAGGAGUGCGUGGUGGUUCAUGCCAGCGACACUGAGCUGAAAUGCAGAACGCCACCAGGAACUGCAGGAUCACAAACCGUCACAGUGAUGAUGGGAAACAUGAGUCAGACAGCCAGCAGCUCCUUCACCUACGAUAAUAACCUCACACCGCAGAUCUCAGGCCUGAGCCCUCCAACUACCACUGUGAUUGGACAUCGAGUUCUCACCAUCCAGGGUUCGAACCUGGGAGGCCAAGACAAUGACAGCAUGGUGUUCGUAGGCAGGAAGGAGUGUGUCACCGUCCAGUGGACAUCUACAAACAUCACCUGUCUUCUCCCUGUGCUGCCGCCCGGUCUGUACAAGGUGGAUGUACAGGUUGGAAACAAUGGCUACCCCCAGACAAGCAACGGUGUGAACGCCACCAUUGAGUACAUCCUGGAAAUCAACAGCAUCACCCCACUGUUUGGCUCUCUCCUGGGAGGAACCAGACUGAUUGUUUCUGGAUCUGGUUUCAGCACAAACACCUCUGACAACAAAGUCUCCAUCGGAGGAGCUGAGUGCGAAGUGACGGACGCCUCAGAGAACGAGCUGCAGUGUGUUGUUCAGUCGGAGCAGAAGACUCACAUUGUCACCAACCAGGGAUCCCACCGCACUCAUGGACAGGGGUAUGCAUGGAGUCCUGCCUCACAGACGGUGUUUGUUGGAGACACAGUAAUGUGGCGCUGGGAGGCACCACCCUUCCAGAAUGUCGGGUACCGGGUCUUCAGUGUCUCCAGCCCAAGUGGCACCACCUAUGAAGGCGGACCAUUCAACAGUGGACAGACCAAGACAGCCAAAGGGUUUUUCAGCUACCGUUUCACUACACCCGGUGUAUAUUACUACAGCAGUGGCUACAUAGAUGAUGCCAACGCCUUCCUGCUGCAGGGAGUUGUGAAAGUCCAGCCUCGGGAGGAGAAGAGCAGCAAGAUCUCUGUCAGCGUGGGAGGCAUGGAGGCCAGACAGGUGACUGGAGGUUCACGUCGUGUCUCCAGAGCCACCGCACAGUGCGUCGCCUCCUCACAGUGCCAACAGACCAAUGAGACUUCAGAUGGCCUUUCCUUCAGCGCCUCUGCCUGCUCCACGCCCACGGUCCACUCCAUCUCUCCCAACCAGGGGUCGUACCACCAGGUCAUCCACAUUCAGGGCAGUGCCUUCAGUGACAUUGCCUGCGCUAAUGAGGUGACAGUGGGAGAUCAGCCUUGUCAGGUGAUCAACAGCUCUCACUCUGAGAUCUACUGCCAGCUCAGCGACAAGAGCGAACUUCCCAUCGGCGUCGCUCACCCUGUAGCCCUCAGAGUCAACAACUUUGGCAGCGCCAUCAUCGCCGUACCAAACGAGCUCGCCCGUCGUUUCGUGGUUCUGCCUGUGGUUAAUUCAGUCUCGCCCCCUAUCGGCAGCCCCACCGGCCACACGCGGGUCCUCAUCUACGGCUCUGGUUUCUCUGAAGGACAAGUGACUGUAGCCAGCGAGCCGUGCACUGUUGUGUCAGUCAAUUACACUUGUAUCACCUGUGACACCUCGGCUUCUCAGCCUCACACUGGCGAUGUCGUCUUCCAGAUGGGCAGGAUCCCAAGCUCUUGCCACUCAAACUGCUCCUUCAUGUACUCCUCCUCCGUCACUCCCACGGUCACCGGUAUUUCCCCCGAGAGCAUCAGCGAUUUAACCACCGUCACCAUCUCGGGCUCAGGGUUUGGCAGCCGUGUGGAUGACCUGGCGGUGUUUGCCAGCACCAUACAGCUGGAAGUCAGCGCCGUAACUGAUGGCAACAUUUCACUAAGAGUUAGCGCUCUGCCUGCGGGCGACCACCCAGUCAUAGUGAUUGUGAGAAGUAAAGGCCUUGCAUCCGGUCCUGUAACCCUGAGCAGCCAAGCCCAAGCCAGCCUCAACCCCGACACUGGCAGUCUGGCAGGAGGAACCUCUCUCGUCUUCACUGGAAACGGUUUCGCUCCAGGGAACACCAGCGUGACGGUCGAUGGCCAACCCUGCGAGAUUCAAGAGGUGACACCGGGUCUGCUGCGCUGCCUGACGCCUCCUCACAGUGCGGGGCUGGUGACCGUCAACAUCCAGGUCUUUUCUGUGCAGUAUCCUCCUCUCAACUUCACCUACUCUGCAGCCAACACUCCUGUCAUCAGCUCCAUCAGCCCCACCACUGGGCCGAGCGGGGCAGUCAUCACACUGACAGGUUCAGGAUUUGGCACCGACUCUCAGCGAGUCUCCGUCACCAUAAACCACGUCCCCUGCAAUGUGUCCUCAGUGUCCGACACACAGGUCCAGUGCACUGCAGGAGACAACCCAGGGGGGGCGUACCCAGUCAUACUGCAGCACCAGGUCAAAGGUCAAGCCCAGUCAGAUGUCACGUUCAUGUACGAGCUGACCCUGAGCGGCGUGCAGCCCAAUGAGGGCAGUUUUGGCGGCGGUGCUCUGCUGUCCGUGCAGGGUUCUGGGUUUGACCCGCACAACUCCACUGUGAUGAUCUGCGGGGAGGAGUGCAAAGUUGACAGAGAAAUGUCGACAUCAAGCCGUCUGUACUGCGAGUCUCCAUUCAACAACGGCACUCAGUCGGAGGUGAGCUGUGCGGUUGCUGUCAUUAACCAGCUGGAUACCGUCAACAUAUCAAAUGGCUUCGCCUACAAAUCUCAGUUGACUCCGGUGAUCACUGAGGUUUCUCCACGCAGAGGAGGCACCGCCGGAGGCACCCGGCUCACAAUCACCGGCUCCGGUUUCAGCACUAACAUGAAUGAAGUGAACGUGACGAUCGCGGGGUCUGUGUGUGACGUUCAAUCCACCAACAACACACACAUCAUCUGUGUGACAAACGCUCAGCGACAGUCUCAGGAAACCAAAGUCAGAGUCAGCAUCGGAGACAGAGGCAUCGCCAAGAUGGACGACGCAGAUUUCUUCUACAUUGACGUGUGGUCGUCCAGGUUCACGUGGGGUGGUCUGUCUCCGCCUGAGAAGGGCUCGUUCGCUGUCAUCACUAAAGGCCAGACCAUCCUGCUGGACUCCAGCACCCCUGUGCUGAAAAUGCUCCUUAUUCAAGGAGGGACAUUGGUGUUUGAUGAAGCGGACAUCGAACUGCAGGCAGAAAACAUCCUGAUCACAGACGGCGGGCGUCUUCAGAUCGGCCAGGAGGGGGCGCCAUUCCAGCACAAAGCCAUCAUCACACUUCAUGGAAACCUGCGCUCACCUGAACUCCCCGUUUAUGGAACCAAGACGCUGGCUGUCAGAGAGGGAGUGCUGGACAUGCAUGGUAUUCCAGUUCCUGUCCCCUGGACCCACUUGGCCCAGACGGCGACCAGUGGCUCCUCCACAGUGACCCUGAUGAAGGCAGUGACGUGGAAAGUUGGAGAUGAAAUCGUCAUUGCUUCUACCGGCCACAGGCACAGCCAGAGAGAGAACGAGGUGAGGAAGAUCGUCACCGUGUCGGCUGAUGGAAAGACUCUAACCCUGAACGAACCCCUCACGUACACUCACCUCGGUGUGACUGUCACGCUGCCUGAUGGCACCGUGUUUGAGGGCCGAGCUGAGGUGGGUGUCCUCACCAGGAACAUCGUGGUACGAGGCUCCCAACACCAAGAAUGGAACGACAAGAUCGAAGCCUGCCCCGAAGGCUUUAACACAGGUGAAUUCACCACCCAAACCUGUUUCCAAGGAAGGUUUGGAGAGGAGGUCGGCAGCGAUCAGUUUGGAGGCUGCAUCAUGUUCCACGCACCCAGACCAAAUGAGAAUCUUGCAAUGGGCAGACUGGAAUAUGUUGAGGUCUUCCAUGCAGGACAGGCCUUUAGACUGGGACGUUAUCCCAUCCACUGGCAUCUGAUGGGAGACAUCAACUACAAGUCAUAUGUUAGGGGUUGUGCUAUCCAUCAGACCUUCAACAGGGCCGUAACCAUCCACAACACCCACAAGCUGCUUGUGGAGCACAACGUCAUCUACAACAUCAUGGGCGGGGCCUUCUUCAUUGAAGACGGCAUUGAGACGGAGAACAUCCUGCAGUACAAUCUGGCCGUGUUUGUCAAACAAAGCACCAGCCUGCUGAACGACGACGUCACUCCCGCCGCCUACUGGGUCACCAACGCCAACAACAUCAUCCGCCACAACGCCGCCGCAGGAGGCACCCACUUCGGCUUCUGGUACCGCAUGCACGAGCACCCCGAUGGCCCGUCCUAUGACGCAAACAUCUGCCAAAAGAAGGUUCCCCUGGGUGAGUUUUAUAACAACACCGUGCACUCUCAGGGCUGGUUCGGCCUGUGGAUCUUCCAAGACUUUUUCCCCAUGCAGAACGGACGCUGCAACUCCAAAACCCCCGAGCCUGCUGUCUUCCGCUCCCUCACCACCUGGAACUGCGAGAAAGGUGCUGAGUGGGUCAACGUGGGCGCCGUGCAGUUCAACAGCUUCGUCAUGGUCAACAAUGAGAAAGCCGGCGUUGAAGCCAAGCGCAUCAUGCAGUGGGCCGUGAGCAGAUUCGGAGAGGAUGGAGGGGCGACGGUGUCCAACAGCACCAUUGUGGGACACGUGGAUGAGCUCGGACUGGGUGAUAACUACUGCACGCACCGAGGUAUCAUCGCGCCACUGGACGAUGGCCUGAGUGUCCUUAACACCAAGUUCAUCAACUUCGACCGCAGCUCUUGCGCAGCCAUCGGGGUAGCCAGAAUCGACGGGACAUGUGUGGAUCGGUGUGGUGGCUGGGCUGUCAGGUUUAGUGGUAUCCAGUACUUCAACUCACCCAACAAGGCCGGCUUCAGGUGGGAGCAUGAGGUGCAACUGGUGGACACUGAUGGCUCCCUCACAGGAGACAUCAACCACAAAGUUGUGCCUAUGAGCGCCUUGCUGGACCCUGAUCACUGUUCCCAGAGUGACGAGUGGAGUGUGGGUUUCCCUGGUGCUGUGUGCGACCACACCGUCGAGUUCCAUCGUUUGUCAUUCAACAAUCCAACGCCAACCUCUCUGAAGGCCAAGGAUGUCAUCUUAACCAACUCACAUGGCUCCAGUGCAGUUCCCUAUUUGAAGAAGAGAAUGACUCAUAAGUAUGGCUGGAUGGCCAUGCUGCCCUCCGGACAGACCUACAACUGGUACUUUUCCGACAUGGACCACGUCACCAACAUCACAUAUGCUGCAAAAUUCUACAGCUUCAAGCCCGAUCAAUAUGUGAUCAUCAACCACAACUUAACCCAGAGUCCAGACAGAUUCCGCAUCAUCGAUGAGAGGAACGGCUCGGUGACGCCGCUGAGCUUCAGCGAUAACAAUAACGGAGACUGGUACUUCGACCAAAGCACCAACAACCUCUACUACAUCAUUUCUGGGAAGACCAACCAGCGGCGGCGGCGUGCCAGCGUUGACCGUUCCAUGACCGACUCUGAGGUGAACUUGAGGGUCUACCGCUGCUUCUACACCGACUGCCUCACACCGACGCCACCGCCUCCAGCCACACUCGCCCCCUUGCCCUCCGGCCGGCCUGAAGAUUUCAUUCUGUGGUCUAAUGUCUCGUUCUGGACAAGUUCAGCUGAAAAUAACUUCUCUGCGCCAAAAGAGGGCGCUGAUGUGGUCAUCCCAUCAGGAAAGUGGGUCAUUUUGGACAGCGACACUCCUCCCCUCAACAAGCUGACUAUCAUUGGAGUCCUAGAGAUCCCCGACACCAACAUCACAUCCAGCAGACAGGCUCGGGCUACAGCUGAAUACAGGACUGUGGUGAUAAACGCUGUCUAUAUCUCCAUCCAGGGCGGCAGGCUGAUGGCAGGAAAGAAGGACGAGCCGUUCAGAGGUCAGCUGCACAUCAAACUGAGAGGGAACCACAGAACGCCUGACUGGCCUCUGCCUGACGGACCCAACCAGGGAUCCAAAGUCCUCGGUGUGUUUGGUACUCUGGAGCUUUAUGGGCUACCUCACAGCGUUUACCACACCAAACUCGCUGCCACUGCUGCCGCCGGAUCCAACACUCUGACCCUGUCGCAGUCCGUCGACUGGCAGGUUGGAGAAGAGGUCGCCAUCUCCACCACGGGCUACAACGCGUGGGAGACAGAAAAACGCCAGAUUACUGCCGUGUCAGAGGACGGCCUCAUGCUGACCCUGAACCAGCCUUUGACCCACACCCACGUUGGUGGGACUCACUCUGUCUCAGGUACAUCGCUCUCCUACACUCUGGCGGCUGAUGUUGGUCUCCUGACCAGAAAUAUUAAGAUCAUCGGUCAGGAGUAUGCACAGAUGAUGCAGGAGUCGUUUGGAGCCAGACUUUUGGUUGGCACCUACUCCUGGGAAGGAAUCGACUAUAAAGGCAAAGCUCAGAUCAGGAACGUGGAGUUCUUCCACUCUGGUCAGGAAGGCUGGAACGAUGACAGUGACCCUCGUUACUCCGUGGCCUUCCUCAACCUGGAAGAGGUUUCGGAAGAUGACUCGUACAUUCAGGGUUGUGCUUUCCAUGACGGUUUCUCUCCAGCCAUUGGAGUCUUUGGGACCGAAGGACUGAACGUUGACGAUAACAUUGUCCAUCACACUGUGGGAGAAGGUAUCAGGAUCUGGGGCGACAAGAUAACAGUGAGGAGGAACCUGGUGAUGAUGACGCUGUGGCCUGGAUCAUAUCAGGACAGAGAGGAGCCCUUCAACUACGCCUGGAACGCUGCCAUCGAGGUCAACGAGGGGACAAAUGUUGUGCUGCAACAUAACAUCGUGGCAGGUUACGAGAGGGUCGCUUAUCGCAUCGACGGCGAACCGUGUCCAGGUUAUUUGAACGAGAAUGAGAAGUGGAUUCAUAACGAGGCGCACGGCGGUCUGUACGGAGUCUAUAUGAACAAAGACGGUUUGCCCGGCUGCAGCCUCAUCAGGGGCUUCUUCAUCUGGAGGAGCUUUGACUACGGCAUCUACUUCCAGACCAUCAUGAAUAUUGUUAUUUCCAACGUGACGCUGGUGGACAACGGGUUGGGUGUGAUGCCUCUCAUCUACGCUCCUCCUUCGGUCUCCCACACAUACGCCGAUAAAAGCGUACAUAUUCAGAAUGCCUUGAUUGUUGGCAGCAGUCCGAGCUUCAACUGUUCAGACACUGUGCCCGCCACUGACUUUAAUAUUGUCAACAGUGAGGACCAUCGAGCACCGAGACCUCUCAAUGGUGGCAGAUCUGGACUCUGUUGGCCAACUUUUGGAUCUAGGCACAACACCGCUCCAGCUAAGCCUCAUCAUGUGAACAACAACUACAAUGCCAUCAAAGGACUGAUGACAGUCAAGGACACAACAUUUGUGGGUUUCCGUAACGUCUGCUCCAGCGAGACGAACUUCAUGUUCAUCACCAACCCGCUCAACGAGGACUUGCAGCACCCUGUGCAGGUUUCAGGCAUAAAGACAGUUGACAGCACAGAAGGGGCCAAAGUCUUCAUCCACAGGGCUGAUUUAGGUAAAGUGAACCCAUCUGACUGCGUGGACAUGGACUGCGAUGCGAAGAAGAAGAGCUUGCUGAAGGACUUGGACGGCUCGUUCCUGGGUGCAGUGGGAACUGUUGUGCCCCAGUCUGAGUACGAGUGGGGAGGUGAUGCCAGGAGGGGGCUGGGCGACUACCGCAUCCCCAAAGUCAUGCUCACUUUCCCCAACGGCAGCCGCAUCCCUGUGGACCAGAUCGCUCCACACAAAGGUGUGAUCAGGAAAGACUGCACGUACAUGAGUACCUGGCAGAGCUACAAGUGUUUCGGGCUCAGUUACAGGAUGCUGGUGAUCGAGAGUCUUGACUCUGACACAGAGACCAGACGUCUGUCCCCCGUUGCCGUCCUCGGAGACGGCUUUGUGGAUCUUCUCAACGGUCCUCAGGAUCAAGGUUGGUGUUCGGGCUACACCUGCCAGAAAAGAGUGUCUCUCUUCCACAGCAUCGUGGCCACUGGUCACUCCUUCGACGUCUACUUCUCCAGCGUCAGCCCGCAGAAACUUCGCCUCAUGAUGCUCAACGCUGAUCCGUCUGAGAGCGUCGUGGUGUCGGUCUUCUAUUCCAAGCCGCAGCGGUUGGAUGUGUAUGUUGACAACAAACUGGUCGCUCCGACUAACGCUAAGUGGAACAAUGACGAAACUGACUAUACCCUGAAUAAGCCCAUCGUAGCAGGUACUAAUGUCAAUACUUUCCCCCAACUGAAUGACACUUUGGGAACCAACUACUUCGACCAGGACAACAAGAUGCUGAAGGUCUUGGUGAGAGGAUCCAAACCGGUGGAAAUCCGAACCUCCCCGGUUCUCUUCCUCGCCUUCGAGCUGCCCGCCAUGACGGAGGAUGAGUUCUUCGGAGACAGCCUGGUCCAGAACCUCGCUACCUUCCUCAAAGUUCCCCCGAAUAUGAUCCGAAUCACCAAGAUCAUCCGGGAGGAUGGAAGCGGGCGACGCAGGAAGAGAUCCACUGGCCUGACGGUGGAGGUGGAGAUUAAGAAACCUCCAGUCCAGCAAACCACCAACAGCACCAACGAUGAGGAGGACUUUGUUUUGUUGCAGAGCAUUGCUGACAAUCUGGGUCAGGCAGCAGUUUCUGGAAACCUCAGUCAGUCCAUCGGCUUCAACGUGUCUUCGAUGGGCGUCAUCCCUCCUCCUCCUCCAGCAUCUGACCCCGACUGGAAUAAGGAGGCCACAGCGGAAGUGACAAGAGAGGAGCCUAAAGUGAGCUUUGUGUCCGGCGUGUCCAAACUGCUGUUGAUGGCGGAUCCGAUAGCCGGGGAGUUUGUGGGUCCUCUGCACCAGCAGCCCAGCCUCAUGGCUGUGGAUGAGCAGGGUAACUGUGUCUCUGUGGGAGUGACGAGUCUCACUGUAACAGCCAGCCUGAAGGACUCCAGCGGGAACAGCAUAGACGGACUGAACGGAAACACCACCAUCCUGUUCAGCACCUGCUGGGGAAACUUCACCGACCUGUCCAUUCUCAACAGCGGUGAGAACCUCACCAUGGCCUUCACUCUGAAGGAGUGGGGCGCUGAGUCACGCAGCUUCUCGGUCAAAAGCACUCCAACCACAGAGGCCCCAACGACCAGCAGCAACGUUACAACCUUAACCACAGCCGAACCGCAGACCACCGACAACAGCAUCUUCAGCGGUGGCUCGGCCGUGGCUGCCGGCAGUCUGUGUCUGGUCAGCGUUAUCUACGCUGUAGCCUGCUGCUCAGACAGCACCCCCAUAUGCUAGAUAGUUCUGUGAAGCUAAGAGGGUUUUAUGAAGGAUAUCUCAACAUUUAUUCACUUUAACUUGAACAAAUCUGCUCAAUGAAAGGAAUGUAGUUGUUGAUAAUAUUAUGAACAUGGUGUUUUUUCCUUUUAAUAUCAAUUUAUAUAAGCAGUUAAACAGAUUUAUUGGGUUGGGGUUAAAAGAUUGAUGAGGAAAACCAAUGAGCCAAAUUAAAGCACUUAUCCCUCCAUCUGUUUUUUGGUUUUUUUGAGUUCUUUGGUUUUGUUAUAUGUAAAUGUCUGUUAUGAUUAUCAUAAAUGUCCUAUAAUAUAGACUUUCUAUUUUAAAACAGGUGCAAUAGGGUUUAACUUGAAUCUGUAACAAGGUGAAGGAAGACAUGAAGUUUGUAUUUUGUUAAUGAUUGUUUGAAGCUUUAUUUUCCUUUCAAUAAAUUCACAUCCACAAAAUA